CCGGGUCUGCGCCAGGAAGGCCCAAGAUUCCAUCGCGCGAGGCUCUCUCAGCAGCACGGACUGCAGUCUCCGGGAGGCGCCCCUGGAGCUCCGAGGACUCGCCCCGCGCCGUGCGGUCCUUCGCCCCUUCCGCCCCAACCCGCCUCCCCUACCACCGACACCUGUUACCUCAAAGAGGACUUCGCCGCCCGCGCUCCCCACGUCCUCUGCUAGGCCCAAGAGCGCCGUCCGCAGCGCCGUCGAGGCUAUGGGCAGCCGGCCCCGCAGCCCCAGCGCCUUCCCUGCGCCCUGGUGGGGACAGCAGCCAGGAGGACCCUGCCCUGCCAAGCGCCUCCGAUUGGAGGAGCCCGCGGGCCCCGAACCCCGCGUGGCGCCCGGCCUGGAAGACCCGGCAGGGACCCCGGCCGUGGGCGCGCUCACCUCCGUAGUCGUCCUGGCCGCGGGCUGUGCCCUGCGUGUGCCCCUGGACGACGUCGACCUGGUGCUGGAGCUCCCGCCAGCGUCGAUCCUGCGAGUGUCUCUCGAUGGACACACCCUCAUCCUGAUCCCCGAGGUCCUCCUGAGCUCUGUCGACGAACGCUCAGGAGCGCAGGGCGACUCGUCUGCCGGCCUGGAAGUGGACGUUUUCCUGGGCGCUCUCAGGGAGGAUGUCGUCGUCGAGCAGGAAGUCUGCGCAUCUGUCCCAGAGAUCGCCGCCCAGGAAGAGGCCUACGAGGAGGACGCGGACCCCGAGUUUCCGGAGCUCCAGAUGGACGCCGCAGCCGGCUCAGCCGCUGGGCUCUACUCCUCCUCUAGAAGUAUGUUCAGCCCCUGUUGGGAGGGCCCCAUCCCAGAACCCUGUGCUCUGGCCCCCAACCCCAGUUCAGAGAGAUGCUCUCCACGCCCCAUCUUCGACCCGGAAUUCCACCUUCUGGAACCUGUCCCCAGCUCACCUCUCCAAUCUCUACCUCCCUCUCCGCGCGUGGGGAGUCCAGGUCCCCACGCGCACCCGCCGCUCCCGAAACGCCCUCCGUGCAAGGCCCGCAGACGACUGUUCCAGGAAUGAACUGCUUCCCACAAUCCCUUGCCACCGGCCGCAGGUUCGUGUGGAUCCUCCAAGACUCACUGUGAGGACUUGCCACCGCCUGGAAAUGCAGUAUCUUCAUUCGUCGACAGUGGGCAGUUGGAUUACUGUUGUUUGGGUGGGUUGGUUGGUUGGCUGGUUGGCUGGUUGGUUUUUUGGCAGAAUUCCUUGGUAAGUGGCAGGCAAGGACAUGAAAAAAGAAAAGCAGAUUCUGGCAAGCACCUUUACCAAGAAGAGUAGACCACACAUAACCAGUCAUGGAUUUUCAGAUCCCUUGCCUUUGCUGCAGGAGCUGUUACUUCUGCCUUUGUCACCUUCAGCCAACUGUAUCCUCAGUUUCACCCCUACUCUUGCUUAAAGCUCCCUUCAGUUUUCUUUAAAAUUCCCCCCUUUUUUAUCACCUCCAUACACCUAUCCGUUCUCUCCAAUCCAGAUCAUUGUCUUUCCUUCUUUUUGCAGUUACGAAUUUACCUAUACGAUUUCUCCCAACAUCCUCUGAAGUGCUUCUGACCACUGAUUUUAUUUUCCCCUUGCUCUCCUUAACUCCUUUUCCUGGACCUGGACAAUCAAGAUAAAUGCAUAUUAGAUUAGAUAGUAAACAAACAACAUUCAAAUGUAAUGAAUGCACUGGAGCUUUUGGAAGUGUUUCUGCAAAUAAGAAUUUAAGGGCCGGGCGCGAUGGCUCACGCCUGUAAUCCCAGCACUUUGGGAGGCCGAGGUGGGUGGAUCACCUGCCGUCAGGAGUUCGACACUAGCCUGGCCAACAUGUCGAAACCCUGUCUCUACUAAAAAUACGAAAAUUAGCCGGGCAUGGUGGCGUGUGCCUGUAAUCCCAGCUACUAGCGGGGAUGAGGCAUGAGGAUCGCUUGAACCUGGGAAGCAGAGGUUGCAGUGAGCCAAGAUCGUGCCAUUGCACUCCAGCCUGGGCAACAGAGUGAGACUCCAUCCCAAAAAAAAAAAAAAAAAAGAAAGAAAACGAAAAAAACAAGAAUUUAAAAAUUAGUGAAAGCAAUAUUUAAUGAGGGAAAGUAGGAAGUUGUGACACUUUCAUUCCAGCAGCAGCUUGUACAAUGACAUAUUCUAUGUACUUUAACCAAUGAGUAUUCCUGAAUUUCAGGGCAGUGUGGGCUUCACCUUGAUUUCCUCUCAGGGGUACUCACUCAGCUUCACCGCAUGGACAAUUUGGUCUAAUUUAUUUUUGAGAGUUUUUUUCAUGCUUUUGAGUCCAUCACCCUGAAUUGGCAGUCGUUAUUUCUUAGUAUUAUUUCCUUAAUGUCUUUUUAACUAUAAAGGAAAUAAAAUAUUACACAUAAUGUUGUCAUAUCCUUUGAUCCCCACUCUUCUCCCCCAUUCCCAGGGGAUUCACAUCAUGACACAAAGGUGGUGGAUAUCAUUCUAGUCAAUAUAGGAAAGCUACGUAUACAUAUAUAUAUGUAUGUAUAGAUAUAAAUAAGCAAUGUUUAUGUUGUUUUCUGGACAAUUAAAUUUAUAUAACUA
Molecule: messenger RNA, 2560 nt
Organism: Symphalangus syndactylus (siamang)
Lineage: Eukaryota; Metazoa; Chordata; Mammalia; Primates; Hylobatidae
Product: proline-rich protein 23A
Source: RefSeq, a predicted model, not a curated record